AUGACGUCGGAGCUCACACGAGAAGAACGCCACAGUCUUCUCGCAAUUUUCGGCGCCGGCGUCGCCAUCGUGUCGAACAGCUUCAACGGCGAUGGCAAUCCCAUUGUCGCCUCGCUGGCUUACAGCGGAAUCGGGUUCAGCAUCACGUAUUGCUUGAUCCGAUGGCUCGGGCCCGCGUUCAUGAAGGCCGGAUUCAAGGGGAAGGACAUGAGCAAGGCCCGUAAGGUCGAGAUACCGGAAACCAUGGGCGCAGUGUGCGCACUGGUCUAUCUUCUCAUCGUUCUGCUCUUCAUCCCCACGGCUUUCUACAAGGACAUUGUCGCGGCGACGUCGGGCGGUGGAAACAGAGACGUCAUCCUCCACGUUGAACAGGUGGAAACGGGACGCUUUCUGCACCGGUUCCCGCACAACAAGCUCGCAUCAUACCUGUCCGCCGUGCUCACCAUGGCGCUGACGUUCAUACUGGGCUUGCUGGAUGACAUCUUCGACAUCAGAUGGCGACACAAGGUACUCAUCCCUGCCGUGUCGGCCAUCCCGAUGCUGGUGAUUUACUUUGUCGAUUUUGGCGUCACCCAUGUCGUGGUUCCCAUCCCAUUGCGUCCCUACCUGGGCGAACUAUUCAAUCUCGGCUGGAUUUACUACGCUUACAUGGCCGGUUUUGCCAUCUUCUGCCCAAACAGCAUAAACAUUCUGGCCGGCAUAAACGGUAUCGAGGUGCUCCAGUCCAUCAUCAUCGGUCUCCUCAUCCUCCUCAACGACAUGCUCUACCUCAGCCCCUUCACACCGUAUCCACACCCGGCCACCGACUCGCACCUUUUCAGCAUCUACAUGCUGCUGCCCUUCCUCGGCGUCUCUCUUGCGUUGUUCAUACACAACAAGUUCCCAGCCCGCGUCUUUGUUGGCGAUACGUACUGCUACUUUGCUGGCAUGAUCUUCGCCAUCGACGGCAUCUUAGGGCACUUCAGCAAGACACUGUGGCUGCUUUUUGUGCCGCAGGCUUUCAACUUUGUGUAUUCUUGUCCGCAGCUUUUUGGAUUGGUGCCGUGUCCGAGGCAUAGGCUGCCAAAGUUCAAUGCCAGAACUGGCCUGAUGGAGCCAUCGACGGCCGUGUUUGAGAAGGAGAGACCGCUGCAUCCCCCGGUCCAAUGGGUCAUGAAGCUCAUGCACAAGCUGUGGCUGCUGGAUAUCAAGGUGAACGAGGAGGGGCGAGUCACGGAGUCAUCGAAUUUCACGCUGAUCAACCUAUGGCUGGUUUGGUUUGGGCCCAUGCGUGAAGACACGCUGGCAUACACGCUGUGCGCAUUUCAAUUCUUCCUCGGCUUGGUGGGAUUGUUUGUGAGGCACAAGCUGGCCCUUUUGAUCUUCACAGCAGACAACUGGAAUGUAUGA
This is a messenger RNA of Verruconis gallopava, 1389 nucleotides long. RefSeq lists its product as uncharacterized. NCBI's taxonomy places the organism in Eukaryota, Fungi, Ascomycota, Dothideomycetes, Venturiales, Sympoventuriaceae. Gene Ontology annotation, molecular function: UDP-N-acetylglucosamine-dolichyl-phosphate N-acetylglucosaminephosphotransferase activity. Gene Ontology annotation, cellular component: membrane. The record is from RefSeq and is a predicted model, not a curated record. Bases 1 to 1389 code for a protein of 462 amino acids. The transcript is spliced from 3 exons. Gene Ontology annotation, biological process: protein N-linked glycosylation; dolichol-linked oligosaccharide biosynthetic process.